AUGUGCUGGGACGAAGAUCAUCUUCAAAUCUUCUUUUCACAUUCCAAAACGGGCCAGACAACUGGGGGCCGUCCAGGGGAUCCCAGGAGGGUUUAUGCCAACCCUACCUGCCCUGAGAUCUGCCCCAUCUUGGCAUUGGGGAUUUACUUGUUGUGCUACCUACCAGAUAGAACAAUCCUGUUUCCAGGUCGAUCGCAGAGCAAACGAUUCUUGCAAAUCUUUUCAAAAAUCUUGUCACCCCCGGAGGACCGGCAGAGGGCCCGGAGUAUCGGCAAUGACUUUGGCAGCGCCUCGUUCUCCAAAGGAGCGGCGGAAUACUGCAGCGUGGGAAGUACCCACGGCCCU
Guillardia theta CCMP2712 is the source of this 345-nucleotide messenger RNA. RefSeq lists its product as hypothetical. The transcript is spliced from 2 exons. The record is from RefSeq and is a predicted model, not a curated record. NCBI's taxonomy places the organism in Eukaryota, Cryptophyceae, Pyrenomonadales, Geminigeraceae. The annotation marks the transcript as partial.